AUGGCAUUACCUUCCCCACAAUCGACUUCUCAAGUUCCUGAAACUGAAAAAGAUUUUGAUCUGUUGAAGUGUUCGAAGAUCGAAAAUGGGAAGAAAGAGGCAGAGAUCCAUUUAGUAGGGUAUCGGUUUGAUCCAUCCGAAGAUCAGAUUGUUGUGUUCUAUCUGUUCAACAAGAUUUUGGGCCGGGAACUUCCUAUCAACGACAUUAUAAAAGAGAUUUCUGUUUAUGACCAUGAUCCGGAUGAGCUCCCCAAUGGUGAUUUCAAACAUGGUCUUGACUGCAAUGAGGCCUUUUACUUCGCAUAUACAGAACAGGUUUACAGCAGUAGAGGGAAGAUAACUAGAAGGACGACAAAGAGUGGUUACUGGGACUUAGAUGGCGAGGAAGAAGAGGUUAAAUACCGCAAUGGCGACAUAACCGUUGGGUUUGAAAAAGUUAUGGUCUUCCACAAGGGGACUGCACCAAAUGGAAUCGAAACUGAUUUUAUCAUGCAUGAGUACAGGGUUAAUCCUCUUAUAGUCCCUACUCAUGUCCUCAAUGAUAGCAUAAGGGCAAAGAUUGAGAGGUAUGUGGUGUGCAGAAUUAUACACGAAGGAGUUUCAAAUUUUCCACGUACAAACUUCCACCAGGAUGGACUGCUAGGCCUGUUGAAGAAGCAGAACCAAAUUGAUAUGACAGAAAUAGCCUAG
Molecule: messenger RNA, 690 nt
Organism: Prunus armeniaca (apricot)
Lineage: Eukaryota; Viridiplantae; Streptophyta; Magnoliopsida; Rosales; Rosaceae
Source: the annotation of a GenBank genome assembly